AACAUCAGUCGACCACCUAUUGCAUGGACCCAACCCAAAGCGAAAGACAGCAUCAUCUCUGCAACACUUUCCACCACAUUCCCCGCUUAUCCCCAUUGCUAAACCUACAGUGACCCAGACACAGUUACAGUCAUCUUGGAAGAGAUGUAGGCUCUCAACCUCCACUUCCAUUACCCACUUCAAUUCAAGUCUCCCAGUGCCUCCACCUCCUCUACCUCCACUUGUGUUUCUUGUCUCACCAUGAUCUACAGUGACCCAGACACAGUUGCAUUUAUGAGUCCACCAUGAACCAGUUGUAUUUCCUGUCUCCUCUAACUCCACUUGUAUUUCUUGUCUCACUGUGAUCCCUGACACACGCACUCACAGCUCGUCUCUGCAUUGGAUUCAACUCGUUUCAGCUGAUCUCUCGGAUUUCCUUUCUGAUCCAUGUGUGCAUGAGCUCAUCGGAGACAGCUCCUUUGCAUCCUCGAUGGACCCUCAGAGCUUCCACCCUUCCCUGAAGUCACGGCCUCUACCACCGUCUCCUUCUUCACUCACCAGCUUCCCCAUCCUGGCCAUCUCCAUUGUCGGAAUCGUCACCACUUCCGUCCUCCUCCUCAGCUACUACGUCUUCGUCAUAAAGUGCUGCUUGAACUGGCACCGCUCCGACGUUGUCAGCCGGCUCUCCAGGUCCCGACGACGCCGCCGGCGGGCUGGCCCAUUCAUGGCCCUCUCCAACACAGCCAAAGGACUCGGCCUCGAUGAAUCGACAAUUCAGGCAAUCCCAACCUUUCGGUAUCGGGAAGAAGCUGACAGCGUUGCUGAGUGCGCUGUCUGCCUGAAUGGAUUCCAUGACGAAGAGAGGAUUAAGCUGCUGCCUGAUUGCUUCCAUGUCUUCCAUAUAGACUGCAUCGAUACUUGGCUUCAAGCCAACGCCAACUGCCCACUCUGCAGGUCGAGCAUCACAGCUCCGAUUCCAACUGAUCAUCUAAUGGCUUUAGUUCCAAGUUCUGAUCCAUACCGGAGAAAUGAUGCAGUGGUAGAAGUAAGAGACUUCGGAAGUGAUCUUGUCGGAUCACUCACCACCACUAACACGACUUCUCCAUGGAAAACAGAGCAGAGAUUGGGACACAAGAAGGGGAGGAAGCUCCAAUACCUUAGCAGCAUGGGGGAUGAGUGCAUUGACCUGAGGGAGAAAGACGAGCAGUUCUGCGUCCAGCGCAUGAGGAGGUCCUUCUCCAUGGGCUCUUCAGGUGACAGGCAGCUCGACAUGGAACUUCAGAAGAUCUUGCAGCAGAACUCGCAUCUCCAAGACGUCAACGGAGAGAUAAGCAGCAGCUCUGGCAGAUACCAGAGGUCCUUCUUCUCGUUCGGCCCGAGCUCGCCCAGCGCUGUCCUUCCCCUCCAAAUUGAGCUGAGAUCAAAGAGAAACCUUGCUUCUUUGUUAUUGGAGGUCUUCUAUUAGAAUUCCAUGUCAGUACAUAAGGGUGUGUAGAGAUUGGACUUCAACUUAAAAUGUAGAUUAUGGAAUUAAUAGUCCAAUCUUUUGCGCGUUCUUUGUGGCAUUAUUGCCACAUUAGAUCCAAAAAAAUCUCUCUUUUUUGCCUUAUGGUAUGAACAUGCUCAAACUGUUGCCCAUAAAAGCUUAGAAUAAUGCUGAUAAGUCUG
Musa acuminata subsp. malaccensis (wild Malaysian banana) is the source of this 1647-nucleotide messenger RNA. RefSeq names its product RING-H2 finger protein ATL16-like. NCBI's taxonomy places the organism in Eukaryota, Viridiplantae, Streptophyta, Magnoliopsida, Zingiberales, Musaceae. Gene Ontology annotation, biological process: protein ubiquitination. The record is from RefSeq and is a predicted model, not a curated record. Gene Ontology annotation, molecular function: transferase activity.